This is a messenger RNA of Homalodisca vitripennis (glassy-winged sharpshooter), 433 nucleotides long. RefSeq lists its product as uncharacterized. NCBI's taxonomy places the organism in Eukaryota, Metazoa, Arthropoda, Insecta, Hemiptera, Cicadellidae. Bases 104 to 433 code for a protein of 109 amino acids. The transcript is spliced from 2 exons. The record is from RefSeq and is a predicted model, not a curated record.
CUGGGUUCACCCAAUAACAAGUCAGCGAUUACUAAAAGGGCAGUUUCACAAGUUAUUUGAAGAUUUGAGUGAACAUCCUAUAAAAUUCUUUCAGUAUUACCGAAUGACGAAAAAUAGUUUUGAUGAACUUUUGAGAAUAAUUGGUCCAUCAAUUACAUAUAAAAACACAAAAUGGAGAUUGUCUAUACCACCAGAAGAACGUCUAUCAGUGACUUUGAGGUACCUUGCCACUGGGAACAGCUUCAUUUCGUUACACUUUGAAUAUUUAUUGGGUGCCAGCACAAUUGGUCACAUCAUUAAAGAUACUUGCUCAAAAUUGUGGACAUGUUUACAACCAAUACACAUGCCUACCAAAUCAGAGGAAGAUUGGAAGGAGGAUAGCAAAACAAUUUUACUUGCGAACGAACUUCCCAAAUUGCAUUGGUGCCAUUGA